This is a messenger RNA of Diaporthe amygdali, 405 nucleotides long. RefSeq lists its product as uncharacterized. Bases 1 to 405 code for a protein of 134 amino acids. Lineage: Eukaryota; Fungi; Ascomycota; Sordariomycetes; Diaporthales; Diaporthaceae. The record is from RefSeq and is a predicted model, not a curated record. The transcript is spliced from 2 exons.
AUGGACCAAGCUCUGGUCAAAGAUGUCGAUGACCAGCCGCAGUCAUCAUGGUACCGGAAGCCUGAUGGGCAUCCUCGACUAGCAAAUAUCCAGGGCCAGCCACAAAUUGAUUCUGUCCUCACCGACGACGACGACGACCAUGUCAGAGAAGCCGAUGGAGAGGAACCACAUUCGGCGUGGUAUCGAAAACCACGGCCCGAGCGGCUGUCGAGUAUAGGGCCGGAUCUCGAGCUCGCCGAGCCGGCAGGUGAAAAGGAGCGGAAGAUCUGUGGGGUCUCCAGGCCGACUUUUAUUGUCAUCUUGUUCUUCUUGAUAGUCGUGGUGGCAGCUGCGAUUGCUGGUGGUGUUGCCGGUUCGCAGGCUUGGAGGGGGUCCACUUCAACAUCACAGUCGGCGGCUUCGUAA